AUGCGUCUGGCGAGGCUCGCGCAGAGUUUUCCGUUUAGCAAGAAUGCGGGGCCAAAGGGCUCGGACCAGCCGCCGGCCAAGACACCGGACGAACCCAAAACCAACAAAAACAUUUCGGACACCACUGAUCCACAACAGAAGUCGGGAGUGGGAGUGGACCAGGAGGAGGCCAAAAGGAAAGCCACCAAAGGAGAUCAUUCGAUUAACGAGCCACACAGGGCAGCAGCAGGAGGAGUAGAAGGCGCCGCAGAGCGGCAGCAGAUAACCAGCGAGUCCGACCUCGAACCGUAUACCAGCGGCGAGAAGAAGCACUCGCUGGCCGACACGAUCGGUGGCACAUCGGUGACAACGCCCAUAUCGCUGAAGACUCUGAUCAACGACGUGGACGAGGACUUGGAGCAGCAGCUGAGCGCCGCCGACAUAGCCGCCGCUUCCCUGGCCAGCGGUCUAGUGGCCCGUCGCGCCGAACCAGAGACCCUGAGUGACGCUAGUGUCUCACCCACCGCAGUAGUCCAGCAGCUGGGCUCCGCCACCAGCACAGCCCCCAGCCUGAUCCAGCCAGUGACGGUCUCCACGGCGACGACAGCAGUCGCUGUCUCAAGCAAUCUGCUCACUUCAGUGACCACCCCAUCCAGUCUGUACAGCAACACGAAUCCGAAUCCGAAUCCAAGUCAGAACCAGAACCCGAACCCGAACCCCAAUCAGAGCCAGGGCCAAAGCCAGAGCCAGACACAGCGCUGCAGCUGCCAGCCACAGACCUCACCACUGCCGCACAUCAAGGAGGAGGAGGAGUCCGAGCAGGCCAACUCCAAGCAGCUGUCCCUGAGCAGCCAGUGCUCAGAGACCCUACCGCCGAUACCAACCAUCGCCGGGGCGGGAUAUUGCGGCAGCUGUGAGAGUGUGCACCACUCGUCGGCCACCUCGUCGUCCACGGGACCGGCGACAGCAGCUGGAGGAUCUGGAUCGGUCAGUGCUGGCCAGGCCACCGAAUACGGCACAGCCUCAACUCCGUCGCCGCGCAUCAAGCUUAAGUUCCGCAAGCCGCACAAGUCCUGCUGGUCGCGCAUCGUCCUAGCACCCAUCGGCUCCACCGGCGGCAGCUCCUCAUCGGCCACCACCGUCAUUGGCAGCAACUCGAACGAGACCCUUGCCUCCAGCGGCGGCAGCACUGGCAACGCCACCAACACCCAAAACAGCAGCAGCGUCAGCGUUGCGGCCCAUCAUCGCCUGACCUCGACGUCGGCCUCCGCUCUAGCCUCCUCGCAUCCGAGCAACUCGCAGCUGCUGCCCACCAGCAAGAUGCAGGCCGAGCAGGGCUCCAUCGGGGACCUCCAGAAGUACCACAGUCGCUAUCUCAAGAACCGACGACACACCCUGGCCAAUGUUCGGUCAGAUUUGAUUGGGUUCUGAUUCAUCCUUUCUCUGCUGGGAAAUGCUCACGUGUUUAGUGACCCCGUACUACCAGUGCAUGGAGCCCUACAUGAUCUUUACCGCAUCAUUGUGGAUGCCAUGAAGGCGACUAAGGACCCCAGGACAUCCAAGACAUCGAGUUCUGGUCGGCCGUGUGCAAGGAGGAGAUCGAGCUGGCCAUC
Molecule: messenger RNA, 1592 nt
Organism: Drosophila persimilis
Lineage: Eukaryota; Metazoa; Arthropoda; Insecta; Diptera; Drosophilidae
Product: cAMP-specific 3',5'-cyclic phosphodiesterase
Exons: 3
Coding region: 1-1410 (469 amino acids)
Source: RefSeq, a predicted model, not a curated record